GGUGCGGCUGGUGUUUUUGGUCAAAUUGUCGCGCGGGCGCCGUCGGAGCCGUGGUCUGUGGCUGUCCGCGAAUGGCAGCGGAAGAAAAAACCUUAGGGAGCGGUAUGAGCGAUAGCAGCAGUAGCUGUAGGGCAGAGUCGCUGAUGCAUUUGUGCUAUGCUGAAUGCGGUGUCGCUGAUGUGAGCAAGAAACAGCCUCCCGUGACGAUCGAGUGUUUGUGAAUUUCGUGGUCUGACCCUUUUCGAUCUAAGUGGACAACGUACAGUUGCUGCCAUUGUUAUCCCCAUUACAAAGGAUGUGGAGUCAGCCUCCGCGGUGGCCGCUUCAGGCCGCCCAUUACCAGAAUGUUCCCCACAAUCAAGUCGACUGGGCGAGCCUAGCAAAACAAUGGAUCUCCAUGCAGCAGCAGCAGGCUCCACCGCCGCCUCCGCCCCCACCGGACCCACAGCCACCGCCACCGGCGUUAGGGCUUCCUUGUUUCAAUGUCGACGUCGAACGGAGAGGAACCCCCAUGCAACCUGAGCCACCUGGCGAGGAACGACCAAUGGACGUUUGGGGCCAGGGCUCACCGGGAAGCAACGAAGCUAAUAGUGGUGCCGCUGCUGCCAUAUUUCCACAUAGUCAAUCUAUAGGCGGAACUAUUCCUUUUCCUCCUUCUACCAAUGGUCUACCGCCUGUGGGCCCUCUAAGUGCUUGCCCACCGAUGGGAUCGAUGGGUCAUGGUAUGGGGCCUGCCGGCAGCGCGAUGGUUAGCGGGGAUGACCGCUCUUGGGGACAACCGCCGUCUUUCGUUCAAGCACCACCUCCAUCGGGUCGUCAAGUCGUUGAUUACGGUCAUGGCCCGCCUGCACAGCAGGCAAACCGUUCUCAAAGAGUCGUGAUGGACUACGCUCACGGAGGUGGAAACACACCCGCAGAACGCCGUAUCGUCGAUUACGCCCAUGGCUAUGGACAGGGUGGGGGCGGCCCACCUAAUCCGCCCUACGGAUACGCCCAUCCUCCCCACACUCAUCACAUGCAGCAUCAACAGGGGCCACAUCAUAUGUCUCCAGGACCACUUCUACCGCCUGGCGUAGCACCAAUGGUUCCCCCGGGAAUGGAUACAACUGUCUCAAUUGACGCGGCAAAGCGAAAGAACCUACCGGCAUGGAUUCGUGAAGGUCUAGAAAAAAUGGAACGCGACAAACAGAAGAAAAAAGAAGAGGAAGAACGCCGUAAGAAACAGCUAGAAAGGAAACGACCUCUUUGGGCUAAAGGAGAUGAAAAUGAUGACGAGAACAAUGACGCUGAGGGUGGCAGUAACGGUACCAAGGGAUCUGCUGGUGGCGGUAACUCUACAAAUCCGCAGGGUAGACAGCCAGAGUCCGAUGAAGAGUUACCUGAUGACGAGGAGGCGAUCAAAGAGUCAGAGCUGAUUGACGAGCCUCGUGACGUUAACGAGAGAGGUGACGAAGUUGGCCCAUCGAGGAAAAAGGCCGCUACCCCGCCACCAAUUUUCCUUACAGCUGAGGAAAAAGAGCAACAGUUUGCACUUAACGUUAAGCGUUUUAUGACCGAGAUCCUCAUCACUGUGCUCACCGAUGAACUUGAUGAUAUUUCCGUUGAAGAGAUACGUCGGGCGCGGAACCGGGUAACGGCCAAACCCAAGAAAGUUACGUCGGCCUUAGCCAACAUUGUCGGCAUAAGUGGGUACUCUGAUUCCGAUGCAUCGGAUAAUGAAGUUCGAAGUGAAGGUGGCGAUGAUUCAGAUCUUGAGGAGCGUAUCUUGACUCGUCGAAAAGCUUUUAGAAGAUGGGAGGAAACUGCCAUGCGAGAGUUGGAGGAGCGAGAGGUAGACCAGCUGAGAAGGAUGCGUCGAGAAGAAUCGCCAGAUCCUAGCCCUGCUGAUAGAGAUGUUCCAGCAAGUCCGAGGUCUGGACGAACGCCCACGUCACGGAGCCCUUCGAGGUCGCGAAGAUCUGCAAGUAAAAGUGUGGACGAGGCAGAAUCAGAAUCGCGAAGUGUGUACGAGGAACCUAGAAGCGAGCACAGUGAAGUGUCCCGCAAGAUGGAGCAUAAGAGCAAAGAAAUCGAUAACAAUAAUCGUGACGUCGAUCAAGAGGAGGAAGAGCGGGGAUCGCGUGAAAAGAGCAAGAAGGAAAAACAGAAUGAGAGUUCAUCUUCCAGAAAGAGAGGCGUUGAAGAUGAGGUUCGCGAAACGGGUAUCGAGCGAGCUCGUCUGUCUCGCGAAAAGGAUAGAAAAGACAGUAAGGACAAGGAGCGUAAGGAAAGAAGGAAGUCUUCAGAUGACUCCGUUUCGGAUAUCAGCAAUCGGAUCGACAAGCGAAAGAAGAGUUCCAAGAAAGAUAAGAGAAGGUCUCGCAGCAAGGAACGUUCGAAAAAGAAGCGAUCUUCGUCGUCCCGUUCUCGCAGCCAAAGCCACAGUCGGAGUCGUAGUCGCGAACGUCGCAGAGGAAGGUCGGGUAGUAGGGGCCGAAAUCACCGACAAAGGUCAAGGAGUUACGAGCGACAUCGAGGCCGGGAACGAGAUCGAGAUCGCAAUAGGGACCGUUUUCGCGAACGUGACGCACGAACUCGUUCGCGGUCUUGUGAGCGGCGAAGAUCUCGGUCUCGAUCGAGAGACCGGAGACGCGAAAGAAGCCGCGAUAGGAGUCGCAGCCGAAGAGAGCGCAGCCGCAGCCGGAGCAGGGGUAGGGAUAAGGGGGACCGGCGGAGACGAAGGUAGAGUGAGCAAGAUCUGUAAAAGAGCGGUCUGCUCGUACGACCGAGUAAGGUGGAGAAGAUAUCAAGACGAGUGAUUGAUGUUGAAGGUAACAAAAACAAAUGCUUAGUCGUUGUUCAUCGAUCCGGUGGAUGGUGGAUGAAUGCAUUUCGCCAACCAGCCAGCCAUUCAGCUACAGCAGCUGUCGUCAAACAUCGUGACGAUGUGCAAUCUCAUCAUCAUGUGAUCGCUAUCUCACAAACAUGCAGCUCAUGACACAUUCUCAGCUCGUAGAAAGGUAGGUUCCUUUAUGAUUUCACGUUCUUCUACUGGGUUGGCUGAAAUCAACUGCAUAGGUGGCAUCAAAAAGAUCAAAAUGCCUUCUCCUUCUUCUGAACUUCACUUCUGAAUCCGCCCCAACGAGCGGGUGAGCAAAAGACCCUUCGUGGGGAGUAGACGUCACAUGACACGCAAGUAGGGGCGAUGCCAGUGAGGUAUGGGGCCUCCGCUGAGCCCACUGCUGUGCUUAUACCUUCGACUGCUGCGUGGUUGUAAACGGGAAACUGUUUUCGGGGGAAGAACGGAUUAAUUUUGCUGAAUUUUUAGUCCAUAAUAAAAAGUAAUAAACUUGCUGAGAACAAUUUACGCGAACAAAUGGGGCAAAAGCGCUCAUCUGGCCUACGGUUGAUGAAGUCACGAACAUCCAGUAAGCACAAACUUUCCUAGAGAUUUUUUAAAACGUGGUGACCGACCAAUACGUGACUCGUGGUCGUCACAGUGAUAUAAUGGUGUUGUCGAAGUUGGUCGAUGCUAGGGAUUAGUUUGUGAAUAGGUGGAUUGUGUUUCAGCGAGGACGAUGGUGAAUGAUACGAAGCGAAUGCUGAGUGAGCAGCAGCAACAGCAAUGCUGGGAGGCCAGCCAGGCUAAGUUGUCCGAAUCUUAGCCAGAACAGGGGUUGGCAGAACGGAGAUUUAGUUCGCCUGCUGCCUCAUCCUUCACCCUCUCACCAUUAAAUGUACAUAGUCAUCAGCGACGAAUGAACCCAUCAAUCUUCAAGCAAGCCGUUCAUCGUAGUAACUCUCUGGCUGGCACGGAGGUGAUAGCUGUAUAUUUUCUAGUUAUGUCUUGUCUAUUAUUUCCUUACAGUAUAUAAAUAAUAAAUUACACGAAAUGCUUGUAUUCCGUUAAUAAUAAAGGCUCAAAGCC
Messenger RNA from Varroa destructor (honeybee mite), 3907 nucleotides. RefSeq lists its product as uncharacterized. Lineage: Eukaryota; Metazoa; Arthropoda; Arachnida; Mesostigmata; Varroidae. The record is from RefSeq and is a predicted model, not a curated record.